CCCCGCGCAGGGCCGGGGUCGGGAACGGGAAUGGCGGGUUCAGGUCCCCCGGCUGCCACCGAAAGAUGGGACCUGAGGACAGGAGAAGUCGCUCAUCCAAGAGCCCCGGGGAAGCGGUGGUGUCUCGGCGCGUCAGCCACGGUUUCUGGGGGGUCCCCUGCAGCGCGCAGCCGGUUUCCGCCUCCGCAGCGCCCCGCCGGCGCGGACGCCGCCCUGCUCGACGCCUCCUGGCCGCCCUUCUCGGGCCGAAGCGCUGCCCCGCAGCCCCUCCCCACCUGCCGGCCCUGUUUUCUCACUGCUCCUCUCUGCUCUGGGAUCCGCAGGACGACGUCUGUGCUGGCACUUCUCUUUCAAAGCCACCAGUCUCCAGUUCCAAGUCCGGGCGCUCUUACCCAUCCUAAUUCUUUCAAUAAUCAGCGAAACGCAUGGGGCCCGUCCUUCUUCAGAUGACUCCUCCAGGGACUGUGAAUCCGCGGAGCCAGGCGCAGCCGUCGCCUGCAGGGCCUGCGGUCUGUGGGGACCGCCAGCAAGACGAGGAAUCACCUUCGGGAGGAAGGGUCGUGCUGGGGAGGGUUGCGCCGGCGGGGUCAAGGGAACCUCCUUUAGGGCGGGAAUCAAGCCUCCGGGCCGCGGUGUUUGAGGGUGAGUGGAAUUAAUCCCGUGAUGGACAUGGGGCCUUCUAAGGGGGACCAGGAGUUUGUGAAGAGGUGACUGGAGGGGUUCAGGGUGGCCAGAGGUGGAGGCUGUGACUUGAGCGAGGCUGGAUCAAGGGAGGGGGCAGGUGGAGAAGAA
Messenger RNA from Rhinopithecus roxellana (golden snub-nosed monkey), 792 nucleotides. RefSeq lists its product as uncharacterized. The record is from RefSeq and is a predicted model, not a curated record. NCBI's taxonomy places the organism in Eukaryota, Metazoa, Chordata, Mammalia, Primates, Cercopithecidae. Bases 31 to 450 code for a protein of 139 amino acids. The transcript has a single exon.